Messenger RNA from Solanum stenotomum, 1977 nucleotides. RefSeq names its product acetate--CoA ligase CCL3-like. Lineage: Eukaryota; Viridiplantae; Streptophyta; Magnoliopsida; Solanales; Solanaceae. Bases 94 to 1797 code for a protein of 567 amino acids. The transcript has 3 exons. The record is from RefSeq and is a predicted model, not a curated record.
UAUAAAUAGUUUUAUUUUCCCUGGAUUUGUGUAGAGACUCUGUUUUUUUUAGAGAGAGAAAGUGGUAGAGAGUGUGUGUUUUUAGAGAGAGAAAUGGCUCCGGAGAGAGAUAUUGAUGAUCUUCCCAGGAACAAGGCGAAUUACACGGCGUUAACUCCGUUAUGGUUUUUAGAGAGGGCGGCGACUGUAUUUCCUAAUCGGAAAUCGUUAAUUCACGGCUCCGUUGAGUACACGUGGCACCAGACGUACCGGCGUUGCCGUCAAUUAGCCUCUGCUUUAACUAAAAACUCCGUCACCUUUGGAAGCACGGUUGCAGUUAUUGCCCCAAAUGUCCCGGCUAUGUAUGAAGCUCAUUUCGGAAUUCCAAUGUCUGGAGCUGUUAUAAAUGCUGUGAAUGUUCGUCUAAAUGCGCAAACAAUUGCUUUUCUAUUGGGACAUUGUGCGGCGUCUAUUGUCAUGGUGGAUCAAGAGUAUUUUCCGUUGGCUGAGGAAGCGUUGAAAGUAUGGGAAAAUAACAGUAAAGGAAACUUUAAUGCUCCGCUUUUGAUUGUAAUUGCUGAUAAAAACUGUGAUCCAACGCCGGUUCAGUAUGCUCUUGAGAAAGGGGCAAUUGAAUAUGAGAAAUUCGUAGAAACUGGUGAUCCAGACUUUACGUGGAAGGCACCAGAGGAUGAAUGGCAAACCAUUGCUUUGGGAUAUACUUCCGGCACAACGGCUAGUCCUAAAGGAGUGGUGUUGCACCAUCGUGGCGCUUAUAUUAUGGCUAUGAGUAAUGCGGUGGUUUGGAGUAUGCCAGAGGGAGCUGUGUAUCUGUGGACUCUACCGUUGUUUCAUUGUAAUGGUUGGUGUUUCGUUUGGACACUUGCUACGAUUUGUGGGACUAACAUAUGUCUUAGACAGGUAACCGCUAAGGCUGUUUAUUCAGCCAUAGCACAUCUUGGUGUGACUCAUUUUUCUGCUGCACCGGUGGUACUCAACACUAUAGUUAACGCCCCAAAAGAGGAGACUAUCCUUCCUCUGCCUCGUCUUGUGCACGUAAGCACAGCUGGUGCUUCUCCUCCUCCAUCUGUACUUGCUGCAAUGUCACAACGUGGUUUCCGUGUCUUACACACUUAUGGCCUUUCUGAAACCUAUGGUCCAUCCACUCUAUGCACGUGGAAGCCUGAGUGGGAUUUACUUCCUCUAGACAUUCAAGCACGUCUACAAGCACGCCAAGGUGUCAGAUACGUUGGUCUAGAGCAUUUAGACGUUGUCAGUACAAACGACAUGAAACCCGUUCCAGCAGAUGGAAAAACAAUAGGGGAGAUUGUCUUCAGAGGUAAUAUUGUAAUGAAAGGUUACUUGAAGAAUCCGAAAGCUAACGAGGAAGCUUUUGCUGGAGGGUGGUAUCAUUCGGGUGAUCUUGCAGUUAAACAUCCAGACGGAUACAUAGAAAUCAAAGACAGAUCAAAGGACAUCAUCAUUUCUGGAGGUGAAAACAUAAGUAGUGUAGAAGUUGAGAAUAACCUUUACUUACAUCCUGCAAUACUCGAGGUCUCUGUAGUUGCAAGGCCCGACGAGCAAUGGGGUGAGUCACCAUGUGCAUUCGUGACGUUGAAGCCUGGUUUGAAGGAGACAGAUCAACGGAAGUUGGCUGACGAUAUCAUCAACUUCAGUCGAUCGAAAAUGCCUAAGUUUUGGGUUCCAAAAUCAGUUGUUUUUGGACCAUUGCCAAAGACUGCUACUGGGAAAAUACAAAAGCAUGUGUUGAGGGCAAAGGCAAAGGAAAUGGGACCAAUGAAGAAGAGUAGAUUAUAAUUAUAAUCUAAGUUGCGCGGACGAUGCCGCACCGUGUUGGAUCACUUGAAUCCAACACGCACCCCUUGACAUAUUUAAAGAGUCCGAAGUAACAUAGAUUAUAAUGGUCCAUAAAUAAUGUUGAAGUAUAUGUGUUUUCUCAUAUAUACUUCACUUAAUCAAGAAAAUAAUACAAUUCAA